This is a messenger RNA of Cladophialophora carrionii CBS 160.54, 1395 nucleotides long. RefSeq lists its product as uncharacterized. Bases 1 to 1395 code for a protein of 464 amino acids. NCBI's taxonomy places the organism in Eukaryota, Fungi, Ascomycota, Eurotiomycetes, Chaetothyriales, Herpotrichiellaceae. Gene Ontology annotation, molecular function: protein binding. The transcript is spliced from 2 exons. The record is from RefSeq and is a predicted model, not a curated record.
AUGGGCACCUCACCCAUAUCAACCCUUCCACCGGAAGUCCUGCACCAAGUGCUCAAAUAUCUACCUAUCGCAACACUCCUCAAAUUCGGUCGGACGUCGAAAAGUAACUACUCAGCCGCUAUAUUGGCCCUGCAAAACUUACGCCUGGCGAUUCUUCCACGCCAUAUUCAUGGCGUCUUGGCCUUUCUCAGCUCCUCCACCUUCGAUGGCGUCGAGUCGGACCUAGGGGAUACGUUCUUCGACGACCCCGCCCGAAACCAAGUCAUCAUCACGUCUGCUCUACCACCCGUCGACAGUCUACAAAGAUCACGGACGAGAUGUCCAUCGCAACCUGCUGUCACGCCGGCUCAAUACCGUGAGAAGCUGUUGCAACUUCAGAACGCGUUGGCGUGCUCCAUCCUCUCGACUCCCACUCUCGUGAGGCUGAGUUCCUUGACACUGCACAUCUAUCACAUCGUCUCCCCGUCCUUGACCGAAAUCCUGGCCACCCUUCUCCCCUGCUUACGAGAUCUGCGCCUCAACUUCUGCCACCCGUAUCUCCACGACACUUGUCUACCAGCACAUUAUUGGACUAAUCCUGUCUUCCUUGAGUCCAGUCCUAUAUGGAACUCUUUGGCCGGAGUGGGUGGCGAAAGCGGCACGCAUCUGAGAUUGAGAAAAUUGGAGAAGCUGACGGUCGAGCGCGCCGGCAUCACCAGCUUCCAAUUACGCAAGUGGAUCGAGUGUAACCCCAAUCUACGAGAGCUGAGAUUGCGGAAUGUCGCUGGGGUCGACGCCGAGUUCGUGCAAUGGCUAGGACAGUACUAUGGUGCCGGCGACCCCGAGACCGAGGCGCCCAGACCAACGAGGAUGAAGAUACUGGCUUUGGAAAGUUGUUCAUCGUUGGUUGCAGACUCUGUCGAGCAGCUGACCUGGCUGGACUCGUUAUUCGGUGUCGGCGCCAAAGCAGGAGUCUGCGACCAGGAGGAGGACGACGCAGCACUCCAGGUUUUCUCCCUGCGGUACUCGAUGUCAGUCCAGACGCGGGCCCUGUGCGCAUAUCUGGAGUCGCGCCGCCCAGGCGUCCAACAAAUCACCUUGCCAGACGGCCGCAGUCUGGCCACCAAGGCUCGCCACAAAAGGUCAAGUCCAAAGGAGCCUUCUAAGGAGGGGGAGAGACAGGGCGAGGACGACAACAAUGCCGAAUCAGCCGCAAUCAACGUUGGCGUCCAAACUCUUACCAUGGACGAAAGCCAAAGUCGACCCGACGAGGACGAGAAUGAUGCGAGCGAAGAUGAUGAUUCGACGUCCUCGUCACCUGUCUCGUACCUCCAACUGAUUAAUCGUCGUCCACCAAGGAAAGGCUGCAAAUUCAUGCCUAGUGAUAUUAUCGAGCCGGAUCCCGAUGUAACUUGA